Molecule: messenger RNA, 658 nt
Organism: Dunckerocampus dactyliophorus (ringed pipefish)
Lineage: Eukaryota; Metazoa; Chordata; Actinopteri; Syngnathiformes; Syngnathidae
Product: ladderlectin-like
Exons: 6
Coding region: 5-487 (160 amino acids)
Molecular function (GO): signaling receptor activity
Source: RefSeq, a predicted model, not a curated record
ACAGAUGGCAUUUUCUCCUCGCGUGUUCGUCCUCCUUUGUGGGAUCAGUGGACUGCUGACUGGAGCUUGGGCCAAGCCAAGCAAGAACAGAGCUCUUUGCUGUCCUAAGGGCUGGGAUCAGUUUAAUGAUCGCUGUUACAUCUUCCAAGAUGAAGCCAGGACUUUUACCGAUGCAGAGAGAAUCUGCAACUUGCUUGGUGGGAAUCUGGCUUCAAUCAGCGACGAGCUGGAAAAUGCAGUCGUUUAUCACCUGGUUGAGGAGGCAGAUGCAAAUCAAGCCUGGAUUGGACUCCAUGAUAACAUUGAGGAAGAAGACUUUAUGUGGCUUGAUGGCACAAAAUUUGAAUUUGAGAACUUUGCAAAUGGAGAGCCUGGUGGCGAUAUGUGUGUGGUGAUUGAAGCCGACGGAGGUGAAUGGGUUGGUGAGUCGUGCGACAGUGAGGAGCCAUACGUUUGCGUCGCAGAUGCCUUCUGUUACAGACACUAAUCAUCCCUCUCACCGUCAUAUCUUCUUCAACAAUAUCUUCACCAAUCACGAUGAGCCUGAGACAACAUCAAACCUUAGUGAUGUCUUUGUAUCUCUGGGUUUAUUAUCAAGACUUCUGUUCUUAUUCUUUUACACUGUACGUCGAUCAUCUCUCCACUAAAUAAAUGAACC